Molecule: messenger RNA, 1779 nt
Organism: Kazachstania africana CBS 2517
Lineage: Eukaryota; Fungi; Ascomycota; Saccharomycetes; Saccharomycetales; Saccharomycetaceae
Gene: ADE16
Product: bifunctional phosphoribosylaminoimidazolecarboxamide formyltransferase/IMP cyclohydrolase ADE16
Exons: 1
Coding region: 1-1779 (592 amino acids)
Biological process (GO): 'de novo' IMP biosynthetic process
Cellular component (GO): cytosol
Molecular function (GO): phosphoribosylaminoimidazolecarboxamide formyltransferase activity; IMP cyclohydrolase activity
Source: RefSeq, a predicted model, not a curated record
AUGGCAACUCACAAAAAGACUGCAAUUCUAUCAGUAUACGAUAAAACGGGGUUGCUAGAUUUAGCAAAAGGAUUGGUUGAGAAUGAGGUCAGAAUCUUAGCUUCUGGUGGUACUGCUCAAUUGGUCCGUGAGGCUGGAUUCCCAGUAGAAGAUGUUUCGACAAUAACCCAUGCUCCUGAAAUGUUAGGAGGUAGAGUCAAAACUUUACAUCCUGCAAUUCAUGGUGGUAUCCUUGCCAGAAAUUUAGAAAGUGAUGAAAGAGAUCUUAAAGAGCAACAUAUCGAAAAAGUUGACUUUGUCGUCUGUAAUCUAUACCCUUUCAAAGAAACUGUGGCCAAAAUUGGUGUUACUAUGGAUGAAGCUGUAGAAGAAAUUGACAUUGGUGGUGUAACUUUAUUAAGGGCAGCCGCUAAGAAUCACGCAAGAGUGACUAUUUUAUCCAACCCAAACGACUACUCAGCCUUCAUUACAGAAUUAACAAAUAAUGGGGAAAUUUCACAAGAUCUCAGAAAUAGAUUAGCAUUGAAAGCUUUCGAACAAACUGCCGAAUAUGAUGCUCUAAUUGCGGAUUUCUUCAGAAAGCAAUAUUCAGAAGAUAAAGCACAACUUCCAUUACGUUAUGGUUGUAAUCCUCACCAAAAGCCAGCACAAGCAUAUGUCACACAACAAGAAGAAUUACCAUUCAAAGUUCUUUGCGGAACUCCAGGAUACAUCAAUUUAUUGGAUGCCUUGAAUUCAUGGCCCUUGGUUAAAGAAUUGUCGGCGUCUCUGAAUUUACCAGCUGCAGCUUCUUUCAAGCAUGUCUCGCCAGCAGGUGCAGCUGUCGGUAUUCCAAUGACAGACAUCGAAAAACAAGUAUAUUUUGUAUCAGAUAUUGAUAAUCUGUCGCCGUUAGCCUGUGCUUAUGCAAGAGCACGUGGUGCUGAUAGAAUGUCCUCAUUUGGUGAUUUUAUAGCAUUAUCUAACAUUGUCGACAUACCAACAGCUAAAAUCAUCUCAAGAGAGGUUAGCGAUGGUGUCAUUGCGCCUGGUUAUGAAGAAGACGCUUUAGAAAUUUUGAGAAGAAAGAAAAACGGUAAAUACUGUAUUUUACAGGUCGAUCCUAAUUAUGUUCCUGAUUCCUUAGAAACAAGACAAGUUUAUGGUGUUUCUCUUCAACAAAAAAGAAAUGAUGCAAUUAUUAACAAGUCAUCAUUCAAAGAAAUUGUCUCAAAGAACAAAAAUUUGACUGAACAAGCAAUUAUCGACUUAACCGUUGCCACAAUAACAUUAAAAUACACACAAUCAAACUCUGUAUGUUACAGUAAAAACGGUAUGGUUAUUGGUCUUGGUGCAGGUCAACAGUCAAGAAUUCACUGUACUAGAUUGGCUGGUGAUAGGACCAAUAAUUGGUGGUUAAGGUUCCAUCCUAAAGUCCUUGAUUUCAAGUGGGCAAAAGGAACUAAAAGACCUGAUAAGGCCAAUGCCAUCGAUGUCUACGUUACUGGUCAAAUUCCGGAAGAAAAUCCAGAAAAGGGAGAAUAUGACUCGAUUUUUGAAGAAAUCCCAACUCCACUGACUAAGGAAGAGAGAAAGGAAUGGUUAUCAAAAUUGAAUAAUGUUUCAAUGUCUUCGGAUGCAUUCUUCCCAUUCCCUGAUAAUGUGUAUAGAGCCGCAAGGUCUGGUGUGAAAUUUAUUGCUGCACCUACUGGGUCAGUUAUGGAUAAGACAGUCUUUGCUGCAGCUGAUGCUUUUGACAUUGUCUAUGUGGAAAAUCCAAUCAGAUUGUUCCACCAUUGA